AUGUCGUUCGCCUUCAACGCGUCGCUGGCGUCGCAGGCGACGCCGCUGCUGCCGCUGCAUGCGUCGCCGGCCGCUACGGCGGACGCUGCAUACGUCGAGGACUGUCGCGCGGCGCAGGACUUGGUGCAGCAGCUUCGCAGGUUCGCUUCAUCCGUCCGGCGACUGAAGGCUCAAAUCGAGGCCACCGAGGCCGCGAAUCUCCCCACGGCCCUCUCCGCCGCGACCCCGACCGGGCCCUCGCCCUCGCCCUCGGCCGGGCCUGUGCCUGCUGUCUCUCCGCUGGAGGUUCUCCGGCAGCGCGCUGAGCUUCGUGAGCAGCUCGAAAGCGCUAGGGGGGCUGCCGAGGAGGCGCAGCAGCGUCUGGCGAGCAUCUCGAUGCAUGCCAGCGCCGCGACGUCGCCGGCGGAGAAGCAGCAGCGGACCUUCAUGUGCAGCCGGCUGCUCCAUAGUCUCCACCUCGCCAUGAAGAGCCUCAAAGAAGCCGCGGAAGGCCCGGAGGCGCGCAGUGAGUCCUCGCCCUCUGUACAGUCUGCCGUGGCGACUCCGGCGGCGGCGGCGGCCUCGGCGGCCUCGCCGGCGUUCGCUUCGCAGGACUCGAAAGACCGCACCGAGGCUGCGCAGCGCGAAGACCUUCUGGAGCUGCUGGCGGCUCGCCAGCGACGCGCGCAGGCCGCGCUCGCCUCGGAGACGCGGUCAGCGCCUCGCAGAGCCCAACAGCGGCACGCGGCGGCGGCGCAGCGGGCGAAGCAUUACGGGCUCGAGAGCCACAAAGGCGCGGCGGUCGCGGCGGCCGCGGGCGUCAUCGGCACGCCCACCCCCGGACACGAGGAGGAACGCGCGGGCAAAGAGGAGGGCGAGGCGCCGCUGGAUCCCGUCGCGGGCGUCGGUGUCGUGGAAAUGGCCGCGGAGCGCAGGUCGCAGGGGGACGCGAGGCAACGCGAGGCUCUCGUCGCAGCAUCCAGAUCGAACGUGCCGGUCGAGAUUCCGGAAGGCUGUGUCGAGCGGGCUAUUCGAGAAGAGCAGCGCGACAGCCUUGCUAAAAUUCAUCGCGAGAUUCAAGGCAUUCAAUCGCUGUACGAACAGCUCGCCAUGUACAUCGACAUUCAGCAACCGGGCAUCGACGGUGCAGCAAGUCUCUUGUAUGCGACGCUGGAGACCUCCGACCAGGCCGCGCGCGAGCUGACUCAGGCGCGACAACUGAAGCACGCGAACGCCCGAAGAAAGUGUCUGCUGUGGGUUCUUGUCGUCUCUCUCGUCGCCAUCAUUCUCUGGCUCCUCCUGUUCUUCCAGUGA
Messenger RNA from Besnoitia besnoiti, 1293 nucleotides. RefSeq lists its product as uncharacterized. Bases 1 to 1293 code for a protein of 430 amino acids. The transcript has 6 exons. NCBI's taxonomy places the organism in Eukaryota, Apicomplexa, Conoidasida, Eucoccidiorida, Sarcocystidae. The record is from RefSeq and is a predicted model, not a curated record.